Messenger RNA from Uranotaenia lowii, 1789 nucleotides. It is a transcript of the gene Alg9, whose product is annotated as alpha-1,2-mannosyltransferase ALG9. Lineage: Eukaryota; Metazoa; Arthropoda; Insecta; Diptera; Culicidae. Gene Ontology annotation, molecular function: alpha-1,2-mannosyltransferase activity. The transcript has 6 exons. Gene Ontology annotation, biological process: protein N-linked glycosylation. Gene Ontology annotation, cellular component: endoplasmic reticulum membrane. The record is from RefSeq and is a predicted model, not a curated record. The coding region runs from base 177 to 1778 and encodes 533 amino acids.
UUGGGCUGCGUGUUCGCGGAUUUGUGUGCAUCGAAAUGCACAAGCAUGCAUAAUUGUAAGGGAUGUUGUUUUGAGCGGUGUGUGGAGAGACAAAAAGCGUUUGCAAAAUAUCGGAACUAUUGAAAUAUUUGAAAUGCACUAGACUUCAAACUGUUAAAGUUAUAUUGGAACUAAAAAUGAACGCCAAAGUGUUAUUUUCAGCUGAAGUAGCCUUUAUAUUUUUUAUAAUUGCUAGAGUUUUAUCCGCUUUAUUUCUACAUAUAACGGACUGCGAUGAAACUUACAACUAUUGGGAACCACUUCAUUAUCUGGUGUAUGGCAAAGGAUUUCAAACAUGGGAAUACAGCCCAGCGUAUGCCCUGCGUUCUUAUUUGUAUCUUCUUAUACAUGCCAUACCGGCUGCAAUUUGUAAGGAACUAAAUCUGAGUAAGAUAUGGGCAUUCUACAAUACCCGAAUCGUGUUGGCAGUUGCAUGUGCCGUGUUGGAAGUCCAAAUGUACAAAUCCAUCCGACGAAUAUUUGGGAUUUCAACAGCUACCACUUGGUUAGUCUUUCAACUUUUUUCUCCUGGAAUGUUUAUUUCAAGUACUGCGUUGCUCCCCAGCACGUUUUCGAUGUACUUUACAAUGGCUUUCCUAAUAAGUUGGUGGAAUAAAAACAUAAAAUUGUCUAUCUUUUGCGUCGCAAUAUCAACCCUAUUAGGGUGGCCAUUUGCUGCAGUUGUGUCUUUACCGUUUCUCUAUGAUACCCUUUGGAAACAGAAAAAAGUAAAGUAUUUUUUAAUUUGGAGUUUCAUCGUCGCGGCGCUUAUCGGGUUGCCACUUAUAUUAGUGGAUUCUUAUUUUUAUGGAAAACUUGUAUUCGCGCCAUUGAACAUUAUCACUUACAACAUUUUUUCAUCACACGGUCCUAAUUUAUACGGAAUUGAGUCAAAAUAUUUCUACGUCAUCAAUUUGUUUUUGAAUUUUAAUAUCGUUUGGUGUUUGGCCAUUAUGUAUCCGUUUUUGGUGAUACUUGGAAUGAUUUUAUUGGAUUCGAAACAACGUGUUGUUGUAAGAAACAACUUCUGGAAAAUAUCAUCCGUGUAUUUAUGGAUGUUAGUAUUCUUCAUACAACCACAUAAAGAGGAAAGGUUUUUGUUUCCGGUUUAUCCUUUAAUUACGUUAUGUGGAUCUCUAUUUAUCACUACAGUUCAAAGCGUAUCAUCUUCUAGGAAUGUGAAAAUCCCUGAUUUUUUCAUUUAUGCAUUGAAAGCUGGCUUCUUUCUUUUGUGUUUAGCAAGAAUUUCAGCUUUAUACAGAAACUAUCAUGCCCCAAUGAAUAUAGCCAUAGAGUUAAAUCCUUCUUCGUUAGAUCAAAACGUAUGCAUCGGAAAGGAAUGGCACAGAUUUCCUGGAAGUUUCUUUGCCGCAGAUAAUAACCGUAUAAGAUUCAUUCCAUCUCACUUUACUGGUAUUUUACCAGCUUAUUUCAAUGAAACCUCGGAAGGUACAAAAAUGGUUCACCAGUACUUCAAUGACCAAAACCGAGCCAAUGAUUAUAUGUUGUUUGGCUUGGAUCGCUGUGAUUAUUUGAUUGAUUUUGAUAAUGGUAAAGACUUCAAUUCUACUGAGACUGAACCCAACUUCACCAGAAAUGGAAAGGAAUGGAAAGUAGAAAAAAGUGUUUCUUUUCUAGACGCGCCUAGCUCACACACUUUAUUUCGAGCAUUUCAUGUACCAUUUUUUGGUGAUAAGUUUGUUGUGUUUAGAGACUAUAAUUUAUUAAAACGAAUCUAAAAAACGAAAAA